GAAAGCUUCCCUUUGUGCCAAUACCAUCACUUCAUAAUAAUACUAAUAACAAGAUCGUACAUGGGCGUCGGUGUGUGCGUGUGUCUGCAUGUAGAAAUAUAGGAUCUCCUUCCCCACCAACGACGGUGAAAGGCCGCAAAGAGAAGUAAGCACAUGUCUAUCCUACUGUCAUUCAAACAUCAACAAACGGGCUCAGUAAAAGUACUGAUUUUUCCGAACGCAGACGACGCUCGCCCUAUACCAAAACUCGGGGGACCGUAAUUUUUCACAUUUUUUUUUCCACAUUCGCUCUGCUGAAAGACUUCUUGCCAAGAUGUUCCGGUUUCUUUUUCGUGUGCUGUUAUCGACGACUUUACUGACUGUGUAUUUUGGUGUUAGCAGUGAAGAAAUUCUUGCAAAAACUGAUAAGGCACCAACUGGCUUACAAUUUGGAAGAGCUUUAAGGGAUGACUCAGGAUCGGACCAAUGGAGAGCGGUCGAAGAGCAUCACGUAGAGAGCAGCGGAUGGAUCGGAACGGAUCAGGAUGAAAAGCAGCCACAGAAACGCAGGCGGUUACGGAAACGCAAGAGAAGGCCGCAGAUCAUUACAGAAGCUUCCGAUAUCGAAGUGCCAAGGCCGAGGAGACGUCGCCCAGUGAGAUUGGACGAAAUGCGCGACAGCUGGAGGGAAUUGGAAGAAGAGACACCGAAACGCACGUACAACAGAAGACGGAUUAGUCCUGUUUAUAAGCAGGACGACGCGGAUGGUAUUGUAUCUGCAUCCAUUAAAUUCGCGAACGAAGAAGAUAAAAUACGCGAUCCUUUGCUGGCGAUGAAAGAUGCUGAAGAGAAGAUGAGACGCAAGAAGGUGCAAAAUACUACCGGCUCUGCAACUGCAGAUAUAAAAACGUUGCUGAAACAGAACGGAGGAUUGAGUUUGAGUGAAAUCUUGCAGCAGAGAAACUUGAGUCUAUCGGAUCUGCUGAAAGGAAAGAAACAGGCAAUUUCAGCAUUAUCCGAACCCGAACCAGAAGUAAUGGCUAGCAGGAAUUACGAAUCCGAUAAUGAUUCUCUCGAGGAGGCGAAGAAGGAGAAUUUGGAAGUGCAGCGCAAGAGGCUCUCGAUGCUUUAUAAUCACAAGGAAAAUAAGAUUUAUAGCGACGUGACUAAGUACGACGUUAUUACGGAAUCCACGACGGAGAAGCGCAUAUUUGUACCGUCGCAUCCCAAAUACUAUACGUCAAUUAAUUAUCGUCCGGAAAUAGGUAUUACAGAAAGAAUCACGGAGAGUAUUCCGAAAUUUACUACCUCGAGAACACCUAACAUCAAUGAGAAUAUCAUCAGCAGAAAAUACGCUAAACUUCCAAUAACCAGCGCCAAGAUACAUCAAACUGUUAAAAAGCCGAUGGAUGAUCAUACUAAAUUACCACCGAAAGCAUUCAAAAUUAAUCUCAACGAUCUGGUAGGCUUCAGCGAUGUUAUCAGUAAAGAAGAUGAUAAAUCGGAUGGGCCUUUUAAAAUGUCCUUUGAUAUUGAAGCAUUUACUGCGGAACAGGAAACUACUACAUUAAAAACAACUACUACCAAAAGAACAACGACUGCACCCACAACUAUUAAAACUACUACUACUUCAACAACAACUACUACUACAGUCGCACCUACAACGAAAAAUAUAAUUAAAACCAAACUGCAACCCAUAAGCGCAAAAGAUGAAGUAAUGGAGAUUUUGAGUGACGAAUCUUCAAAGCUCAAUUUAACUAGGAUAUUAGAAAUGCGCAAUAUGACAGUGCAAGAGUUUAUUGAACAACGCGAACGUGGAUCUAGUCAAAUUCAUUUAGCCGAUAUAUUCCACAAUAAUACGAAAGAGCCGGAACCACAACACGAACAUAUUGUCGAAGUUAAAAUGGAUAGCGAACGUCAACCGAAAAGUUCCAAAAUUCAUGAAGAUCUUAACUUGAAGCCCUUGCCAGAUGUCAGUAUUAGCAGCGAAGAAAUAGUCACGUCUGAAAAAAUACCCGGAACCAGUUUUCCCACCUACAAAAUCGAAAUGAACAGACAUACUCCUGUACCGAAGUCCAUUUGGAAAAGUAUCUAUCCGGAUCCAAUUCUCAAAAAAGAAAUUCAACAAUUUCAGGAAAUUGAAAAUUCAAUAGCUGAAGCUGUCAAUGAGGAGUUAGGCGAUGGUCACGAAGAUGAAGAUGUCAAAGACGAACAAAGAAAAAGUCACUUUGAUUACGACGAUUAUAUUCAGUUGCCAAUGGGCGUGAAAUCUGCGAUAUUCGCGAGUCUCGCUAUAAUCGGUAUUUCUCUUUUUGUAUUCGUAACGAUACUCGUGAUAUUCAGAUGCUCGCAAAAACACAAAAAGAGAUUAUGCUACGCUGAGAGUAGUUUCUCCUGUUCUAAAAUUAAAUCGCCAAUUUUGGAGAACGAUCCAAAAACAACGAUUAGAAGCUUCAUGUCGGAAACUCUGGGGAAGAAGAAAAAUGUGUAUUCAUCACAUCAGCAAAGUAUGUCGGAUUCAUGGGAAACCGAGAAACCUUAUCAAUAAGGCCAACAUUUUAUGUAUUUAUAUUAAAGACUUGAUAACGUGAUUGAAUGUGCAAUAUUUAUAUUAUUAUGUUUUAUUUAUUGUUUCCACAAAAGACUUUUCAU
Molecule: messenger RNA, 2631 nt
Organism: Nicrophorus vespilloides
Lineage: Eukaryota; Metazoa; Arthropoda; Insecta; Coleoptera; Silphidae
Exons: 2
Coding region: 314-2527 (737 amino acids)
Source: RefSeq, a predicted model, not a curated record